Mesocricetus auratus (golden hamster) is the source of this 2326-nucleotide messenger RNA. RefSeq names its product BRD3 opposite strand (gene Brd3os). Bases 1455 to 1709 code for a protein of 84 amino acids. The record is from RefSeq and is a predicted model, not a curated record. NCBI's taxonomy places the organism in Eukaryota, Metazoa, Chordata, Mammalia, Rodentia, Cricetidae. The transcript has 2 exons.
CUCAGCCAUCUCCUCCAGGCCUUCUCACUGAUCCCCAGAAGCUCCUCCCCCUCCAGGCUCCGCCUCAAACCCCGCCCCAAGUUCUUCUCCCCAGCUCCUAGGCUCCUACGCUGGCCCACCUAACCACCCACUCCGCAUCCUGACUAGUCUGUGUCUCCCCUAGGCUCCUUUUCUCUUUUGGCUUCUCCUUUUGUCUAUCACCGGCUCCAUCAACUCCCGCAACGCCCCUUCCUCCUCGUCUCAGUCCUCGUCCUCUCCUCGCCAGUCUUCCUUCCUCCGGCUCCUUCCCUGCUCCUCCUUUCUAUCAUCCUGCCCCCUCCAGCUUCUCCGCAUCUCCUAGUCUCCCCAACGCCCUUUUCUCAGGAUCCUCCUCUCUCUCCACAACUCUUAUUCUGGAUUUUGUUCUCCUUGACAUCUGCCACUUUCUCCAGCUCCUCCUCUUUCCCAGCUCCUCCUCUCUCCCCUCCCUCUAGAUCCCUUUCUCAACCUCUUCUCUCCGCACAACCACCCACCUCUUCCGUUCCCUCUUCCAGCCCCUCCUCCCGCUCCAACCCUUCCCCUUCCCUUCCCCACUCCACUCGGCCGCUCCGCCUCUCUCUCUGUCUCAGGGUGGUCGGCCCGCCCCGCGGAGUGAUCGAUGGGUCCUCGGCGCUCGGCUCGCCACGUCUGCGACGCUGCCAUGGAGACGUAGCCGCGGCCCCCUGGCCCCGCCCGGAACCUGGAGCACCUGCGUCACCCGGCCCACGCGUGUCCGCGAGCGCCGGCCACGGAGGAGGCUGCUCCGCUGGAGCGUCUGGACAGGGCCGGGCAAGCGAUAGUUUUGCCAGAAGCAGGGGCGUGGGACUUGCAUCCUUCCCUCCUCCCAGAUACUCUGCUCCGUAGUUGAGGGACGCUUCUCUCACCAGCGGAGACCCGGGUACCACUUAACCAUCCGUACGUUAUGAAGGGACCUGCGAUUGCCCACACACCUCACCCUUCCACCCAGCUCAGCUGGCCGCAUCCUGUCACCCUCGAUAAGAGCGGAAGACCGACUAGGACCUGAACCAGAUCCCAGCUGCGUUUUGAGUGGUGUGGACAAGUCAGCCCCUGCUGCAAACUGUGUACAAUGCCCGUUCUCUUGGGACCCUGGAUACAUCUCUGAGCUCAGAAGUGUCGCAGAGGCAGUGAACACCUAACAGACCGCCCAGAGUGGUGUGGAGUCUCUAUCAACACCGUUUGGACCACGGCGCCAAUCUGACCCACUUUCUGUGUGGAAUGGCUCUCACAUGGCUCCUGAACCGGGCCAAGGGUGUCUCGGCUUCCCUUGCCCUCCUGAGAUCUUGCCCAUGAAAAGAUCCGAGUUGUCCAAGGGCUCGUUAACCCAACAGUCAUCGAAGCUCUUGGCCCACUAGUUAACAGAGCAAAGCAGCCAGCUCUUCCUGAAAGCCAAGUGUGCAGGAGCCUGGGGCCAGGGGAUGAGCGGUCGGGUCCCACUGGCAGAGAAGGCCCUGUCGGAAAGCUAUGCCCGCCUUCGGUACAGGGACACUUCCUUACUCAUUUGGCAACAGCAGCAGCAGAAGCUGGAGUCUGUACCACCCAAUACAUACCUGAGCAGGAGCCGCAGCAUGUGGUACUCCCAGUAUGGAAAUGAGGCCAUCUUAGUCCGAGACAAAAACCAGCUUGGGGUCUCUAGGGACACCGGCCAGUCUAAGUUUUGCUCAAUUAUGUAAUUCCAGGGAGGAAAUCCUUGAUGGCUGCAAAGAUCGAGCUUUGGUAUAAAAACUCAGCACCCAAGAAUAUCACCCAGCCCUUUAUCAGUGGCACAGCUGGCACCCAGAUGCUUCCAAAUGAAAGGGAAGCUGGUGAGAUGUCCCCAGCUCCUAUGAGCUGCUUGUCCAGGGUAAAGAGGGGACUCUUCCUGGAGCGUCCCGUAUCUCUCAGUUCACUGCAUUGACAAGUGAAAAGGGGACAGAGCUGUAGUGGCCAACUGACCCAUACAUUAUUACUACAUUGCAGUAGCAUCCACACUGGUCUUGUAUAUAGGUGUGGUGUGUCUUAAAUGCUUACAGCAGAACCCUCCAAUUUAAAGCCCCAUCUAAGUUGCCUGAAUUGAUUCCAAGCCUAAUCAUGUGUGGGAAGGAGCAUUCGCCCGACAGUGGUGCAAUGGAACCUCCUUUCUAUCAGACUGCAGCGGUAUUCAUUUAAGGUCUAUCACAUAUUCUGCUUCAGUACACAUGGUGUGGACAGCUGCAACGUACUUGCUCUGUGCAGUUAAGGUCUGUGUAGCUAGAGAGAUUCCAGGAUGUUUUGUUAAAGCUGAGCCUUCUAAAUAAACGUCUUAAGACUC